UUCUCGCGAGAGCUGGCGACAGCGACGCAACGCGGUGGCGGCGGCGGCGGCGGCGUGUCGGAGAGAGGAGCGUGGGGGCGGGGAGGAGAGGCGGCGGCGGCGGCGGCGGCGGCGUCUCAGCUGCGCCACAAGGGGCUGGGGCGCCGGGCACCUGAGCGCCGAGCGGGGUCGUGGCGGCGGCGGUGACGCGAGGGAGGCGGCGGUGGCGGCGGGGGCGUCAUGGCAGGGCAGCAGUUCCAGUACGAUGACAGCGGGAACACCUUCUUCUACUUCCUCACCUCCUUCGUGGGGCUCAUCGUCAUCCCGGCCACCUACUACCUCUGGCCGCGGGACCAGAACGCCGAGCAAAUCCGCCUGAAGAAUAUCAGGAAGGUGUAUGGAAGGUGCACAUGGUAUCGCCUGCGGCUGUUAAAACCCCAGCCAAACAUCAUUCCAACAGUAAAGAAAAUUGUUCUUCUUGCGGGAUGGGCAUUGUUCUUAUUCCUUGUAUACAAAGUUUCCAAAACAGACCGAGAAUACCAGGAAUAUAAUCCUUAUGAAGUAUUAAAUUUGGAUCCUGGGGCAACUGUAGCAGAAAUUAAGAAACAGUAUCGUUUGUUGUCACUUAAGUACCAUCCAGACAAAGGAGGUGAUGAAGUUAUGUUCAUGAGGAUAGCAAAAGCUUACGCAGCUUUAACUGAUGAAGAAUCUCGGAAAAAUUGGGAAGAAUUUGGAAAUCCAGAUGGACCUCAAGCCACAAGUUUUGGAAUUGCCUUGCCAGCUUGGAUAGUUGACCAGAAAAAUUCAAUUUUGGUCUUACUGGUAUAUGGACUGGCAUUCAUGGUUAUCCUUCCAGUUGUUGUGGGCUCUUGGUGGUAUCGUUCAAUACGUUACAGUGGAGACCAGAUCCUAAUACGCACCACACAGAUCUAUACGUAUUUUGUUUAUAAAACUCGAAAUAUGGAUAUGAAACGUCUUAUCAUGGUUUUGGCUGGAGCUUCUGAAUUUGAUCCUCAGUACAAUAAAGAUGCCACAAGUAGGCCAACAGAUAAUAUUUUAAUACCUCAGCUAAUCAGAGAAAUUGGCAGCAUUAAUUUGAAGAAGAAUGAGCCUCCUCUUACUUGUCCAUACAGCCUGAAGGCCAGGGUCCUUGUGCUGUGUCACCUAGCUCGCAUGAAAAUUCCCGAUACCCUUGAAGAAGAUCAGCAGUUUAUGCUGAAAAAAUGCCCUGCCCUUCUCCAAGAAAUGGUUAAUGUAAUCUGUCAACUAAUAAUAAUGGCCCGGAGUCGUGAAGAAAGGGAGUUUCGUGCUCCAAGUCUGGCAUCCCUAGAAAACUGCAUGAAGCUUUCCCAGAUGGCUGUGCAAGGCCUGCAGCAGUUCAAGUCGCCCCUGUUACAGCUCCCUCACAUUGAAGAAGACAGUCUCAGACGGGUUUCCAAUCAUAAAAAGUACAAAAUUAAGACUAUACAGGAUCUGGUGAGUUUAAAGGAGUCAGAUCGUCACAAUCUACUGCAUUUCCUUGAAGAUGAAAAAUAUGACGAGGUCAUGGCUGUCCUUGGGAGUUUCCCUUAUGUGACUAUGGACAUCAAAUCUCAGGUAUUGGAUGAUGAAGAUAGCAACAACAUUACAGUAGGGUCCUUAGUUACAGUGCUUGUUAAAUUGACAAGGCAAACAAUGGAGGAAGUAUUUGAGAAGGAGCAGUCUAUCUGUGCUGCAGAAGAGCAGCCCACAGACGAUAUGCAGGGCGAUACCAACAAGAACAGGGCAAAAGCAGUAUGGCAACAGAAGAGUAAAGGGCCCAAGAAAAUGGCUAAGUCAAAAAAGAAGAAAACUUUAAAAAAAAAACCUGCACCUGCGACCUUAUCACAGUCAAAACAACAAAAGCAAAAGCAGGCAAAUGGAGUUGUCGGCAGUGAAGCUGCAGUAAAGGAAGAUGAAGACGAAGUUUCAGACAAAGGCAGCGAGUCUGAAGGAGAAGAGACCAAUAGAGACUCCCAAAGCGAAAAGGGCGACGGCAGUGACAGAGACUCUGACCGAGAGCAAGAUGGGAAACAAAGCGGAGACGAUGAAGCAGAGUGGCAAGAAUUACAACAAAGUAUACAGCGAAAGGAGAGAGCUCUCCUGGAAACGAAGUCAAAGAUAACACAUCCUGUUUAUAGUCUUUACUUCCCUGAGGAAAAGCAAGAAUGGUGGUGGCUUUAUAUUGCAGAUAGGAAGGAACAGACGUUAAUAUCAAUGCCAUAUCACGUGUGUACACUAAAGGACACGGAGGAGGUAGAACUGAAGUUUCCUGCUCCAGGCAAGCCUGGGAAUUAUCAGUACACGGUAUUUCUGAGAUCAGACUCCUACAUGGGUCUAGAUCAGAUCAAAGCGUUGAAGUUGGAAGUUCACGAGGCUAAGCCUGUGCCAGAGAACCACCCACAGUGGGAUACAGCAAUAGAAGGGGACGAAGACCAGGAGGACAGUGAGGGCUUUGAAGACAGUUUUGAGGAAGAGGAAGAAGAGGAGGAAGAUGAUGACUAAACAGCAGUAUAAAUGGACCACAACAUUUGCACAUAUUUGCUGUCUGGGAAGUGUAUAAUAAACCAGAAACAGUGCAGAACUGAUGUUGAGGGAGGUAUUAGUUCUUUCCUAGAAAUGGGUGCAUAAUCUAUAACUAGGCAGUGGUGGUACCUCGGCAUGGUCUGAAGCAAAAACUGCGGGGUGCUUGUCAAAGCUUGUCGAGUGUGGGAGGAAGCAUACAUGUGAUCUGGAAAUAAGAUGAGGCUUUUGCUGUCACUGCCGGAAGUGUGGGCUGUGCAUCUUCUGUUCAGUACAUGAUCCCAGUAAAAGUAAAGGCACAUGGCAAACGAUCUGUAAGUGAGCGGCUUUUCUUUGUUUAGCUUUAGUUUUUAGCAAACUACUGAAGUAUGAUAGACACCACAGAUACGUCCUAAGUAACAUCCACUCAAGUUUUGAUCUUUCAGUAAGUUCUAUCAUUCAUUGACAUUUUGCAGUGAUGCAGGACUAUAGUAGCUCCAUUCAUACUUAAAAAUCUUUUAUUUUUGCCAAUUUGGUCAACAGUUGGCAUCUCUCACCAUUCCACAUGCCACAGGGCUACACUUGGAGAAUUUUUGUUUUUUUUGAAUUGCCCAGUUACCAGAUUAUAAAAGUAACGUGGUGGCAUAAAACAUUUCUAAGCCCAGUUUAAGCAGAUGAGUGCGGGACCUGAUUCUUUUUUGAGUUAAAGGUCUUAAAAGUGAUUAUGGGACCACAUGCUCUCUGAAAUUGGUGACGUGUUAUUAAACCUUUAUUAAAAGGUUCAUUAUAAAAACUGAAAUAGAUCCUUAGCUUUUAAUCUACCUGACUUGGAUCAUAAGCCUCUGAAGGGGGAAGUGUGUGUGUGUGUGUGUGUGUGUGUGUGUGUGUGUGUGUGUGUGUGUGUGUGUGUGUACACGUGUGCGUGCACAGAGGAGACAUUUUUGUAUUCAUUUUGGACUCCUGUCAAUAAAAUAGAAGUUUGAUGCAUUGUA
Erinaceus europaeus (western European hedgehog) is the source of this 3491-nucleotide messenger RNA. RefSeq names its product SEC63 homolog, protein translocation regulator (gene SEC63). Gene Ontology annotation, molecular function: transmembrane protein transporter activity; RNA binding. Lineage: Eukaryota; Metazoa; Chordata; Mammalia; Eulipotyphla; Erinaceidae. The record is from RefSeq and is a predicted model, not a curated record. Gene Ontology annotation, cellular component: Sec62/Sec63 complex. The transcript is spliced from 21 exons. Bases 220 to 2502 code for a protein of 760 amino acids. Gene Ontology annotation, biological process: SRP-dependent cotranslational protein targeting to membrane; post-translational protein targeting to endoplasmic reticulum membrane.